AUGGAUGUAGUGCAGAAAGAACACAGCCGACUCGUCAAGAGAACUGAAGGUGCUCAAGGUAUCAAGAAUGUCCAGUCUGCAAUUGAUUCACUACAGUCUGCUCGCGAAGCCAUAGCUGCUGAUCCAUCCACUGCCUCUGCCACUCUAACCAACCUUCAGAGCUCGGUCAAAUCUUCCUUUGACUCUAUCAAUGACAGCUUGAAAGAAACUCACAGUGGUCUCAACAAGUACACCAAAUCUCUAGAUAAGUUGUUUAAGGAUCGACCGCUGCCUAGUACUGACGACGAUGGCCUCUCUACACACGAGAACCUGAUCAACCGUGCCAUCGCUAUGCAUCUCCUUCGCGAAGGCCAGUUCGGCGUGGCCGCCACCUUCCUCUCUGAGAUUGCCGAGCAGAAAGCUACAUAUCCAGUUUCCCAAAAUGGAAACGGUCCGACCAAUGUACAAACCAGCCUGCUCGAUAUGGACGAAGUCCCAUCGACUGAGAUCCGCAAACAAUUCGCCUCAAUGUAUUACAUCCUCCAACAACUACAAGAGAACAGGAACCUACUGCCUGCAAUCGAAUGGUCAAGAGAAAACCGCGAGGCGCUGGAAGCUCGAGGCAGCAACCUUGAAUUUGAGCUCUGUCGACUACAAUAUGUAUGGCUGUAUCAUGGCGGAGCCAACAGCAAGGGAGCCGCAGGCGGCUGGCUAGCUGCGCUCGAGUAUGCGCGGCGGGAGUUUCAUGUCUUCGUGCCUCGAUAUUUGAGAGAAGUUCAGCAGCUAGUCGGGGCAAUGGCGUAUUCGCCUAACCUCAGUGGGUCCCCAUAUGCAGCUCUCUUCAACACCAGCUCAGCUUGGGAUGACGUAGCUCACUUCUUUACUCGCGAGUUCUGUUCGUUGCUGGGUCUCUCAGCAGACUCGCCUUUGUACAUUGCUGCUACGGCGGGUGCGAUCGCUCUGCCAACACUAUUAAAGCUACAAACAAUUAUGAAGUCGAAGCGGACGGAGUGGACAUCUGACAAUGAGCUUCCGGUCGAAAUACCCCUCCCUCCCCAAUAUCUCUUCCAUUCUAUCUUUGUGUGUCCGGUUUCAAAGGAGCAGGCGACCGAUGAGAACCCUCCUAUGAUGAUGCCAUGUGGACAUGUUAUUGCGCAGGAAUCGUUGAAACGCCUAGGCAAGGGCAACCGGUUCAAAUGCCCAUAUUGUCCUAGCGAAAGCCACCCCACAGACGCCAUGAAAGUAUUCCUAUAG
This is a messenger RNA of Penicillium digitatum Pd1, 1233 nucleotides long. RefSeq names its product ubiquitin-protein ligase RMD5. Gene Ontology annotation, biological process: proteasome-mediated ubiquitin-dependent protein catabolic process. Gene Ontology annotation, cellular component: nucleus; GID complex; cytoplasm. Gene Ontology annotation, molecular function: protein binding; ubiquitin protein ligase activity. The record is from RefSeq and is a predicted model, not a curated record. NCBI's taxonomy places the organism in Eukaryota, Fungi, Ascomycota, Eurotiomycetes, Eurotiales, Aspergillaceae.